GACCACUUCCUUCUCAACAUCUCUGGAUCUGGUCUGUAAAGCGGAAGAAUUAUAAAUCAAUCAAAUUUUAUUGGUCACAUACAUGUGUUUAGCAGAUGUUAUAGCGGGUGUAGCGAAAUGCUUGUAACACACUGACUACUUCGGAGGUUGCAUUGCUGUAAAUGCUGCAUGGUUCAUAGCACGUAUAGCUGUAAUUUGGUAUUUUUUAGGCUACACUUACUGGGUCUCAGACAAUUAAAACUAUCUGGAAUCUCGGAAGAGGACGUUGUUCCAACAGACUCUGGGGUAGAGGUAGACGACAACAGUAUUUUUGGUGAAUAGGGUGUUGGACGUUUUAUUGACUUUAAUAGAUUACAAUCUUAUCCAGGGCCUUUCUGAAGUAAGAUUAGGCUACAUCAGACAUAAAUUUGUCGCAACGUAAAUAGAGUGUUGAUAUUUAUAUUUACGUUUGUUCUGGUCUAGCUUUAUCUGAACGCGGUAACAAAGAAAGUAACUAGUGUAGGCUAGCUACAGAUUUACUGUCACGUUUUUUAUUUGAAGAAACGCUGAAGAAAGAACGGCUUCAACGAUGGAUCAGGACAGAGCUAGUCCGUCCCCCUACACCCUGCCGGAGUCCCCUGGUCACAACUCUCCUGGUAGCGCCUUACUGCUGGAUCUGAAGAGGGUUUCUGUGCUGCUGGUCGACUGCAGGAAAACAGCAGGGCAGAGUGGAACUGUGAGAGAAGGACACGAGGAGGGAGAUGGAGAUCUGAUUUCAUCAAGGGACACCCCUAACCAUCGUUCUCUUAGUGGGAGGGGCUUAUCGUCUGGGGAGCCUCAACAACAUGUUGCUGACGAGACAGAGAAGAGUCUCUCCAGAUCAGAACAUCUCAAGAAACACCAGCAGGGACGUACUGGGAAGAAACCUCACCACUGCUGCUCUGACUGUGGGAAGAGUUUCACAAGCCAGAGUGGCUUCAUUAUUCACUGUGAUCAGUGUGGGAAGAGUUUUGCUGCAUCUAACACCUUAAAAUCUAAUGUAAGAAUUCAUACAGGGGAGAAGCCUUACCCCUGCCUUGAUUGUGGGAAAAGCUUUUCUAGUGCAGGAGCCUUAACCAUACACAAGCGUGUACACACUGGAGAGAAACCUUAUAGCUGUGAUCAGUGUGGGAAGAGCUUCAAUCACUCAGGCCACCUGACUACACACCAGCUAAUGCACACUGGAGAGAAUCCUUAUAGCUGUGAUCAGUGUGGGAAGAGCUUUGCUGUACUUCCCUCCCUGACUAGACACCAGCUAAUACACACAGGAGAGAAGCCUUAUAGCUGUGAUCAGUGUGGGAAGAGCUUUGCUGUAUCAGAAACACUAACUAUACACCAGCGCAUACACACAGGAGAGAAACCUUAUAGUUGUGAUCAGUGUGGAAAGAGCUUUGCUGGAGCUUCCUCCCUAACUAGACACCAGGUAACACACACUGGAGAGAGAACCUAUGUCUGUCUAUGUGGGAAGAGCUUUGCUCUAGCUUCCACCCUGACUGUACACCAGAGAACACACACUGGAGAGAAGCCUUAUAGCUGUGAUCAGUGUGGAAAGAGCUUUGCUGUAUUAGAAAAACUAACUAGACACCAGCGAAUACACACAGGAGAGAAGCCUUAUAGCUGUUAUCAGUGUGGGAAGAGCUUUGCUCAAUCAGACAAUCUAACUAGACACCAGCGGAUACACACAGGAGAGAAGCCUUAUAGCUGUGAUCAUUGUGGAAAGAGCUUUACUCAGUCAGGGGCCCUGAAUUCACACAAGCAAACACACACUGGUGAGAAAGAUGCCUUAUAUCUGUGAUCAGUGUGGGAAGCGUUUCAGUCAGUUAUGGACCCUUUAUUCACACCAGUGAAGACACACUGGAGAAGGAGCCUUUGGUCUGUCCAGGUGGGAAGAGCUUUGUUUAUUUAGGGCCAAUGAGAAAACAACAGAAAGCACAAACUUGCUGUAAUUAGAUAACCUGAAUUCACACCAGCGAAUACACACUGGAGAGAAGCCUUAUAGCUGUUUCAUCUCCCUUCCUUCUGGCACCGGUUCCAGAUCCCUAAAUAAAGGAUCAAAUCAAAUGUAUUUCUAUAGCCCUUCGUACAUCAGCUGAUAUCUCAAAGUGCUGUACAGAAACCCAGCCUAAAACCCCAAACAGCAAGCAAUGCAGGAUCAGUAGAAAACAUCUAGUAAACAGUCAUAUCCAUCUCCCAUUCUUAAACAGUUGCCUCAGUCUGAUCACCAUGGUAACCUCUGUGCAGCAUAAUAUGCAGCUCUGAUCAGGAUCAGGUCUCCCCUGUGUCUAUGUAAUAUCACACAUUGAUCUAAAUGGAUAAAUGUUAUCAUAGGAAAUGUUAUAGGGAACUUGUGUGUGUGUGUGGGGGGGGGGGGUGAUAAUUGUAUCUUCUUUCAUGUACUCAUGAUAAUACUAUUAUUAAAUGUCAUUAUGUAGAAUAAUGUUUCAACAAUAGGUGUAUAUUCAUGUAUUCAAUUGAUCAAUACAUUCAAUCCAAUUAUCUUCUAAACAAGAAGUUAUCACUUAAAUGGUGUAUUUUAUAUAUCUAUAUUGAUUAAAUGUAUCCUAAAUCUAAUCCAUAAUAUAUUGGAUAAUUAUUUCCAUGAGUUCAAGACAAGAUCUCUGCAUACUGUGUCUUGUAACAACGGUUAAUGUAAUAACUUUUAGAUUUAUAAUGUAAUAAAACCGGUAAAUGUAACAUCUUGUUGGUUAAUAUGAUAAAAUGUUGUCUAAUAACCUUUUCCACUUAAUGUAAUAAGUUAUUGGUAUCAGGUAACAACUUCUUUUAAUGAAUAACGUAAUAAUUUAAACCGAUCAUGUAAUAACACCUAAACCAAUGUUUAAUGUGUUAUUUCACCAAUGUUAAUGCACAUACCACCCUCCACCAAUAACAAACCCACACACACAAACCUAUGCCCUUGUACUCACAGUUAUAGACACAUACAUUGAUUUAAUUAAAAAAAAAUAACAAUUCAUCUGUAGUUCUUAUAGUCAAUGAGACAGGGGGCUCGGUCGGGCAAGAGAAAGGAGGAUUGGGAAACUGCAAAUAACAAUAAGCUGAACUCCGUCUAGCAGAAACAUCUUUGUAUUAGCAACUAUUAAUGAUUAGUUUAUAUUGUGUUAAAGUUAAGGGAUGUCACCCUGCGAGGGGUGAACCAUAGUAGGGGAUAUAAAGAGAACACCAUCUUGAGAACUGAGUGUCUUGUUUGUAAAUUGCUGUAAGUGUAAACUCCGGGUUGCAAACCAUAUUAAACAAACUAACCUCUGA
Oncorhynchus kisutch (coho salmon) is the source of this 3282-nucleotide messenger RNA. RefSeq names its product zinc finger protein 135-like. Lineage: Eukaryota; Metazoa; Chordata; Actinopteri; Salmoniformes; Salmonidae. Bases 569 to 1813 code for a protein of 414 amino acids. Gene Ontology annotation, molecular function: RNA polymerase II cis-regulatory region sequence-specific DNA binding; DNA-binding transcription factor activity, RNA polymerase II-specific. The record is from RefSeq and is a predicted model, not a curated record. The transcript is spliced from 3 exons. Gene Ontology annotation, biological process: regulation of transcription by RNA polymerase II.